Messenger RNA from Osmerus eperlanus (European smelt), 2017 nucleotides. Its product is annotated as long-chain fatty acid transport protein 2-like. The record is from RefSeq and is a predicted model, not a curated record. Lineage: Eukaryota; Metazoa; Chordata; Actinopteri; Osmeriformes; Osmeridae. Gene Ontology annotation, molecular function: long-chain fatty acid transmembrane transporter activity; long-chain fatty acid-CoA ligase activity. The transcript is spliced from 10 exons. The coding region runs from base 31 to 1899 and encodes 622 amino acids.
AGCUCAGAAGUUGAUGGCAGAGAAUUUAAGAUGGCCGUAAUGCAAAUCUUCUUCACUUUCUUCGCAGGGAUGGGCAUACUUAUUGCCACCCUCUAUGUAAAGGUUCCUUACUUUGUGCAUGAUUUCCGGUACGUUUGCAAAAUGCUCGCCAUCAAGUCCCAGAGGAUGGGCUACAGGAAGAGAGAACCUUUCUACACUCUGUUGGAUCGUUUCCUAGAUCUGGUGAAAAGCCAGCCUGGCAAACCCUUUAUCCUGUUUGAGGAUGAGGUGUACACUUACCAGGAUGUGGACAAGCAGAGUACCAAGGUAGCCAGAGCCCUGAAGGAGUGCGUCAGGUUGGAGGAGGGGGAUACAGUAGCUCUCUUCCUGGGGAAUGAGCCCUGCUUCGUGUGGUUGUGGCUGGGCCUGGUCAAACUGGGAUGUGCUGCUGCCAUGCUUAACAUCCACAUACGGUCCAAGUCUUUGCUGCACUGCUUCACCUGCAGUGGGGCUAAAGUCCUCAUCGCAGCUGCAGAGUUGCAGGGUGCUGUGGAGGAGGUUCUGCCUGUCCUGCAGGAACAGGGUGUGCGUGUGUUUAUCCUCAGUGAGGCCUGUGACACUCCGGGCAUGGGUAGUCUGUUAGGCAGGAUCCGUGAGGCCUCUGACCAGCCUCUGUCACCUCAGGUGAGGAGCAAGGUGACCAUCAACAGCCCAGUGUUCUAUUUCUACACGUCUGGUACAACAGGUCUCCCGAAGGCAACAGUGUCGUCUCAAAACAGGGCCUGGGGACCGGCACUCCUCCUGUCCAUCGCUGGAGUGACAUCACAGGAUGUCAUUUACGUUCCACUUCCUCUCUACCACUCUUCCGGGUUUCAGGUGGGACUGACAGGUGCCAUAGAGAGAGGCAUAACAGUUGUUUUGAGGCGUAAAUUCUCUGCUUCCAAGUUCUGGGAUGAUUGCAGGAAGUACAAUGUGACAGUCAUACAGUACAUUGGUGAAACUAUGCGCUACCUCUGCAACACACCAAAGAGAGAUGAUGACAAACACCAUGUGGUCCGACGAGCCAUUGGGAACGGCAUCAGAGCAGAUGUGUGGACAACGUUCCUCGAACGCUUUGGGAACGUAAACAUUAAAGAAUUCUACGCCGCUAGUGACGGCAACUUCAGUCUGAUUAACUAUGUGGGGAAAGUCGGAGCAGUUGGUCGAGUAAACUUCAUCCACAAGAAGACCUUUCCAUAUGCACUGCUGAAGUAUGACAUGGAGAGAGAGGAGCUUGUGAGAACCUCUGACGAUCUUUGCAUUGAAGUUCCCAAGGGUGAGACCGGGCUGUUGGUGUCGAAGAUCACGGACAUCGCUCCCUUCGCGGGGUAUUCUGGGAAUCCCGAACAGACAGAGAGAAAGAGAUUGCGGGAUGUGUUUGAGAGGGGAGAUGUGUAUUUCAACAGUGGAGACUUGCUGCGGAUAGACAUGGACGGGUUCAUCUACUUCCAGGAUCGAGUAGGGGACACAUUUAGAUGGAAGGGAGAGAAUGUGGCCACCACUGAGGUUUCUGAUAUCCUCACUACGAUGGCCUCUAUCCAGGAUGCUAAUGUGUAUGGGGUCAGAGUGCCAGGGCACGAGGGGAGGAUAGGGAUGGCGGCUGUGAUGCUUCGAGAUGGAGCACAGUUUGACUGCACUGAGGCGUUUGUCCACACUGCCAACUACCUGCCAAGCUAUGCUCGGCCACGCUUCAUCAGGAUUCAGAAAACGCUUGAACUAACGGGGACAUUCAAGCAGAUCAAAGCGAAGUUAGUAGAAGAGGGUUUUGUUCCUGCCAAAAUCCAAGAGCCUCUCUUCUUUCUGGAUGAGGAACAGAAAAGUUACAUUCCUCUUACACAAGAUAUCUAUCAGUUAAUCCUAUCUGGCAGUGUAAAGUUGUAACAAAAGUCAAUGUACCCUACUGUUCUUUCAGAGGUGAAAACUUGAAGCUCCCAUAAUUGUGUUCAUGUGAUAUUUAGUCAUUUAGCAGACGCUCUUAUCCAGAGCGACUUGCAGUAAC